Molecule: messenger RNA, 2715 nt
Organism: Pangasianodon hypophthalmus (striped catfish)
Lineage: Eukaryota; Metazoa; Chordata; Actinopteri; Siluriformes; Pangasiidae
Gene: pck2
Product: phosphoenolpyruvate carboxykinase 2 (mitochondrial)
Exons: 10
Coding region: 415-2322 (635 amino acids)
Biological process (GO): response to starvation; cellular response to insulin stimulus; hepatocyte differentiation
Cellular component (GO): mitochondrion; cytosol
Molecular function (GO): phosphoenolpyruvate carboxykinase (GTP) activity; GTP binding; manganese ion binding
Source: RefSeq, a predicted model, not a curated record
UAGCUGUCCGAGCGCACGUGCAGCCUCGUCCACACGUUCCACACGUUCCGUGACAGCGGUGCACGUGCAUAGCGCUGUGUUUUUAAAGCGACUGUAAGAAGUGAGAUGCGCGAGCUGCUGAACUUUUCUCCGAGGCGUGAGAGCGCGUUAGUUAGUGGACGUGGACGUGGCCAGUCCAUCACACACACAAACACACACACACACACACACACACACACUACUACUACGUGAUUUCACGUCUUGCCGUCUACGUGUGUGAUUGCAUGAGGUGUGCAGAGUGCAAGGUUCUCUAACUGUUUGGACUUGUGUCUCGCGCAUAUAUGAGAGAGAAGCUCAGGAUCCACAGCUCGAGCUUUUAUUCAACUCUUCCCUCCGGAGCUGCUUCAUCUGCUGUGAACCUUUAACACUCCCAACAUGUCGUGUCUGUUAGUGGGGAGUCUGAAAAGGUGGGAUGUUUUGGGUUCUGCGGUUGGGGUCCGCUCGCUGGCCUCCAUCCCUUCUCUCCCCAAAGCUGUGGCUGAGUUCGUCUCCGACGCUGUGGCUGAAUGCAAACCUGCUAAAGUGCACGUGGUGACUGGCACGCCUGAGGAGAAUGCAGAUAUUCUGGCUGGCUUGGAAAAAGAAGGCAUGGUUAAAAAAUUGCCCAAGUAUAAGAACUGCUGGCUGGCUCGUACAGACCCUAAAGAUGUGGCUCGUGUGGAGAGUAAGACGGUGAUAGUCACUAAGCGGCAGAGAGACACAAUUCCCAUUCCCAGCAAUGGUGUGAAGAGCCAACUCGGCAGCUGGAUGAGCGAGGACGACUUCCAGAAAGCCAGAGAGGACCGAUUCCCUGCCAGCAUGUCAGGUCGUACUAUGUACGUGAUUCCGUUCAGCAUGGGUCCAGUGAACUCCUCUCUAGCUAAGUUUGGCGUUCAGGUGACAGAUUCUCCGUACGUGGUGGCCAGCAUGGGAAUAAUGACCCGCAUGGGCAAGCCUGUCCUGGAGAAACUUGCAGAGGGUGUGGAGUUUGUUCGCUGCCAGCACUCGUUAGGUCGACCUCUGCCGCUUAAAGCUCCGUUGAUAAACCAGUGGCCUUGUAACCCAGACAAGGUGCUGAUCUCGCAUCUCCCGGAUAGCAGGCAGAUCCUGUCUUUCGGAAGUGGUUAUGGCGGGAAUUCGCUCCUAGGAAAGAAGUGCUUUGCACUCCGUAUUGCCUCUCGCAUUGCUAAAGAUGAAGGCUGGCUAGCUGAACAUAUGCUGAUUCUGGGAAUCACAAAUCCUCAGGGUGUGAAGCGGUACAUUGCGGCAGCUUUCCCAAGUGCUUGUGGGAAAACCAACCUAGCCAUGAUGAAACCAACACUGCCAGGUUGGAAGGUGGAGUGUGUGGGAGACGAUAUUGCCUGGAUGAAGUUCGACAGUCAGGGUAAACUCAGAGCUAUUAACCCAGAGAACGGGUUCUUUGGUGUGGCCCCUGGUACCUCUCUGAAGACAAACCCUCAUGCCAUGGAAACCAUUUCGAAGAACACGAUAUUCACAAAUGUGGGUGAGAUGAGUGACGGCGGCGUUUGGUGGGAGGGUCUCGACCCGCCGGCACCUGGCAUCUCUCUGCUCGACUGGCAGGGAAAUUUAUGGAAGCCUGGUAAUUCGAAACCCUGUGCACAUCCGAACUCGAGGUUCUGUGCCCCUGCGGCCCAGUGUCCCAUCAUGGACCCCAUGUGGGAGAGCGACGAAGGAGUGCCAAUUGACGCCAUCAUAUUUGGCGGCCGGAGACCAGAGGGAGUGCCUCUGGUGUAUGAGUCAUUUAACUGGAGACAUGGAGUGUUUGUUGGUGCUGCCAUGAGAUCAGAAUCUACAGCAGCUGCAGAACAUAAAGGUAAAGUCGUCAUGCACGACCCCUUCGCUAUGCGUCCGUUCUUCGGCUACAACUUCGGCGACUACCUGAGCCACUGGCUGAGCAUGGAGACGCGGAAGGCGCCCACACAGCUCCCCAAGAUCUUCCACGUCAACUGGUUCCGGAAAGAUCCACAGACCAAGUCCUUCCUGUGGCCUGGAUUUGGAGAGAAUUCCAGAGUGCUCGAGUGGAUCUUCCGCCGCUGCGGACGCACCAGCGAAGACGAGGCAGCCAGAAAGAGCGUGAUAGGAUGGUUGCCUCAAGAGGGCGCCAUCAACACACAAGGCCUGGGCCAGAAAGUCGAUAUGGAGGCGCUCUUUGACGUUCCUAAACCUUUCUGGCAGAAAGAAGCCCAAGAGAUAAGAACCUACUUUACGCAGCAGGUGGGCGCUGACCUACCUGAGCAGCUAGAGGCAGAGCUAAGGGCACUCGAGGAGAGAGUUAGGGAUUGAACGAAAAGGACAUGAUGUUUUAAAAUACACUACAUUAAAUGUUGGCUGUAUUGUGCAAGGCAUUUUAAGCAUGAGUUGGGGAAGUAAGCAAUUGUUUAAGCUACAAUCUUUGGUCCUAAUAAUAAAAUUUUAUAAUAAUAAAAUACACCAGCGACAUAAAGCUAAGACUUAGUGACUGUAAGUCAAUGCCAUAUUGUCUUGAUGGGUUACCAAAAAAAAAUCAGCUGGAGGUUUACUCUAGUCUUACGUUUCAUCUUUGUGUUCUGACAAACGUACAUGCAAUGACGAGCAUCUAAAAGACAUUGGACCAAAAAUGUUUAGGAGAGUUAUGAAACUGUUGUUAAUGUAUUCACUUGACCUGACUGAAUAAACCACUGAAAAUCUCUUUUAUCA